Molecule: messenger RNA, 423 nt
Organism: Dracunculus medinensis (Guinea worm)
Lineage: Eukaryota; Metazoa; Nematoda; Chromadorea; Rhabditida; Dracunculidae
Source: the annotation of a GenBank genome assembly
AUGGAGCAAAUUAUUGUUGAACAACAGUUCAGGGGACGUCGACAUACGAUCCAAGGGGAGCCUUUAAACGUCAAUCCAAAUCUUACGCCAAAGCUAAUUCAGCAAUCGAGCCAUUCAUCUGAUAUUGUUCCAGAAAAUGCAAAUCUAGAGAAGCAGUCAUCGCAAGACUCAUCUAUUCCAACGUCACCAUUAAAUAUUUUAAAACCAGUUAAACAUCGACAUUCAAUACCAUCAAACGAUAAUCACUAUCUGAAUUAUUUAAGUCGUCAGUCAAUUGCUAGCAGUGAUUAUCUACAUUCAAAUCUUGUUGGAACACUAAGCAAUAAACGACGCAAUCGGCUUAGUCGUAAUUCAUUGCCAAAUGAUUACCAAACGCCAGCAGAAUUUAUUGAAUCAGUUCGACGAGACCUCAAUAAAUUAUAA